Messenger RNA from Bradysia coprophila, 868 nucleotides. RefSeq lists its product as uncharacterized. NCBI's taxonomy places the organism in Eukaryota, Metazoa, Arthropoda, Insecta, Diptera, Sciaridae. The record is from RefSeq and is a predicted model, not a curated record.
AUUUCAAGUUUAAAAACAUUUCAGCCGCAGUUCAGUCACAAGCAACUGUCUUCCUCAUAGAAUGCAAUUCAUUUACCAUAUUGCUAUUUUACUCAUUGGAGUCAUCAUUUCGCCUGUCAGGACACAACUACCCUACACCGAUCCCACCCGAGACGAUGGACCGUGUAAAUAUCCUUCACCGGUACCAUUGUUCAGUGCUAAUUUUUUGCUAAAUCCAUUGAGAAGUUACUACAUUCCCAUCGCAUCCGAAAACUUUUUCCGUUUUGAAUACCAAAUGGCCACGAACCGGGCGCCACAAACCGAAGAGGAGGUCACCUCAUUACAGACAAAAGUGUACAUCUCGUUGAAGGAUCUCUUUGAGAAUCUUGCACCAGUUGCUGUCAGCUUUUUCGGUCGUGAUGACAUACACUAUGCCUACCGAUUAGAGCCUGCGUUUAUGGCGUCUUCGCUACCGAAUCCAGUAUUUGAUUUUAACGCAACGGCUAUCCAUGGAAGCAGUGGUACUGCUGAGACAGGUUUUGCAGGCCAAAUUAAAUUCACGAUUAUUUGGAAUGACGGCACCCCAGCUUAUAACAUUUACACAUGCAUUGGUGGUCGUCAAAUGUUUCACAUUGUCAGUGGAGAGAAAAAAUUAACAGAUGAACAGUUUGAGACGAACAAAAAGAUACUGAUGAAUCUGGGAAUCAGUCCGGACAAUUUUCAGUACUUGAAAUAUGAUGAUUGAAGUAAUGCAAGAAGUGUGUGAAAAUUGAAUAGGUUUAAUAGACGCAGUUGAAUCAGUGGAAAUUAAACAACGUUUUGUGUACGCUAUAACAAUGACAAUGACAUAUCCAAUUCACGAGUAAAUUGGAAAUGUACUUAGAACGUA